Drosophila willistoni is the source of this 1723-nucleotide messenger RNA. RefSeq lists its product as uncharacterized. The record is from RefSeq and is a predicted model, not a curated record. Lineage: Eukaryota; Metazoa; Arthropoda; Insecta; Diptera; Drosophilidae. The coding region runs from base 302 to 1636 and encodes 444 amino acids. The transcript has 6 exons.
ACAAAUAUCGGAAUUUGCGCAUUAUUUUUAUAAUGCCAGCAUAUAUUCAAUUUGGCGCUCAACACGAAGUCGUUUCAUUUUUGCUUACACAAAUGAACUAUUUGAAGAUGAAGUUGUCUACUUUAAUGACUAUAUAUUUCAUGAUCAACCCCAUAUACUGUUAGUAAACGCAGAGUAUCUGAAUUCAAGCAUUUUUCAUAUUAAAACCAAUCGUUUUGUGGGUCCCAGAGACUUUAAAGAUAACCCCGAAUCGGUCAAUUUGUAUACCCUGCAGCUUUACGAUGCACUCAAUCAAGAAAUCAUGUGGCAAAGUGACGAUACAUUGAGUAGUAAACUACAAAAUCUUCAGGGACGUGAAAUGGAAGGGCAACCGAAAUUCUAUGAUCGAGCUCUGGAUAAACCCCAAGUUGCUAUCGAUGGCACUGAUAUUCGCCUGAUGCUGAUAUUUUGUGAACGAUAUAAUUGUACGAUUCAAGCGGAUACAACUGAGACGUCCGAUUGGGGCUAUGUUUAUCCAAAUGCAACUGGCCUUGGUCUAGUGGGCAUGAUCAUGGACAGACGUAACGACUUCGGCAUUGGUGGGAUGUAUUUAUGGCUUGAGGCCUAUCAGACCUUGGAUAUGACGCAUUUCUUAGGUCGAUCGGCUGUUACCUGCCUGGUGCCGAGUCCAAAUCGUCGAAUUAAUUGGGCAUUGCCAUUGGAACCCUUUCAGGCCAUGUUAUGGCUCUCUGUAAUGUUAUGUCUCGUGAUGGAGUCGCUGGCUCUUGCAAUCGCUCGCCGCUUUGAGGAUACAAUGGUGACUGGUAAAACAGGGUCAAGCCAAGGUUGGCAAGGUUGGGCCAAAAGUAUUCAAUUUGCUUGUGUUAGCACAUUGAAACUUUUUGUGAAUCAAAGUACAUCUUAUAUAACCGUAUCGUAUACCCUACGCACUAUCCUCUUGGCCAGCUAUAUGAUUGAUAUUAUUCUAACCACUCUCUAUGGUGGGGGAUUGGCGGCUAUUUUGACAUUACCCAGCUUCGAAGAAGCUGCCGAUUCGCGUCAGCGUCUCUACCAACAUAAGCUCACCUGGACGGGCACCUCCCAGGUGUGGAUAACGACCAUAGAUUCAAAAUCGGCUGAUCCAGUCCUUAUGGGUAUCAUGAAUCAAUUUCGUGUGUACGAGGCAUCAAAAAUCGCCUCAUAUUCCCGGUCUGAGGAAAUGGCUUUCGUUUUGGAACGCGUGCAAUUUGGCCAUCUGGCAAAUAGUGAACCAAUACCCAACGAUGCAUUGGACCGUCUUAAGCUAAUGGUCGAUGAUAUUUAUUUUUCCCUAACGGUGGCAUAUGUGCCACGUUUAUGGCCAUUUCUCAAUGUCUACAAUGACUACAUCCUGGCCUGGCAUUCAUCCGGAUUCGACAAGUAUUGGGAAUGGAAAAUAGCUGCGGAUUACAUGAGUGCCCAUCGUCAGAAUCGCAUGCUCGGCUCACAGAAGCUUAAUUUGAAUUUGGGGCCAGUGAAACUCGGUCUAGAUAAUUUCAUUGGCUUGAUAAUGCUGUGGCUUAUGGGCAUGGUAUGCAGUUUGCUGGCCUUCCUGGCAGAAUUGUGGUGCAUCAGUGGACAGAAGAACCUACCAAAGCAAUCAAACAAUCAAAAUUGACUCUCAAGUCGCCACUCUGAUCUCAAUAAUGAGAGCUAAAACAGUAAAACCCUUCAAUACUUUGAGAAUUGCAAUUUGUUUAUUUGU